Messenger RNA from Branchiostoma belcheri (Belcher's lancelet), 903 nucleotides. RefSeq lists its product as uncharacterized. The record is from RefSeq and is a predicted model, not a curated record. NCBI's taxonomy places the organism in Eukaryota, Metazoa, Chordata, Leptocardii, Amphioxiformes, Branchiostomatidae. The transcript has 4 exons. Bases 83 to 835 code for a protein of 250 amino acids.
CAGUAACAGAAAAAAAAUCUAGCCACUGUUCUGGCGAGGCACUAUUUCCGGCCAAGUUGCGCAACGUUUUGGGUCAGGCGCCAUGAUGUCAGAGGAUAGCCCAGUUAUUACCCGGCAGCCUUUGCCGCAUCCGGUCGAGGUCAACGUGCAGUACGGAACGCCCGACCGCAACGACAACUUAGAAUCCGGAUUGCCACAGCCAGACGGAAACGGAUUCCAACACUCCAAACCGUUACCGGUCAACGGUUCCGGUCAGCAACCCCCACCGCCGCCGGAGUACAACUUCCAGCAACCUCCAUCUGCACCCCCUGCCUACAUCCAACCCGCUCCGAUUCCGCAAGGUGGCGCUGUUUAUGCACCUCCGCCGCAGCAGCAGGCCCCGCCCAUCCAGCAAACCACCACCGUGGUGACGCAGCAACCCGGCCUGGCGAUUGGUGGGAAUCAGAGAGCACGUGACUGGAGGUACGGCCUAUGCUGCGGCUGCUGCUGCCCUGCCCCAAACAUACCAUGUUGGUGCUCGUGCUUGUGCUACCCGUGCUACAUGUGUUACCUGGUGCAGGCCAUGCACGAGACACCCUGGAUCCUGACCCUGUUCUGUAAGGGUCCGCUGUGGUUCCCUCUCACCUCCACCUUACUGCGAGUCAAGCUCCGGGCAGAACAAAACAUUGUCGGCUCCAUCUGCCAUGACUGCUGCUGUUCGACCUUCUGCCCGUGUAUGACCUUGACCCAGCUGGCCCGCGAGUUGAGAGACAUGCGGUCGAUUGAGAGAAAGUUUGCCGGCAUGCCCAUGCAGCAGAUGGGCGGGGGUGGUGUUACCAUGGUUACCACUCACUGACGUCACAUGGCAACAAGCUAUGACGUCACACGGACCUGGACAACGCAUGUUACUAGUACUUCGAAAAA